AUGUCCACGGCGGUCAGUCUCAUGAAACUGUCCCUUCCAUUUUGUUCAUUCAAAUCAAGCACAGCUAAAUUUCCCAUCUCGCGAAGAACCACAAAUUCCAACAAUGCGGCUGCGAUCCUGAUCAUUGAACAAUCACCAUGGGGGCGGCUACUAGCUAAAAGUAAAGUCCAGGGUGAGCCACCAGAAGAAGUUCCAUUCAGGACCCCACGGGAAGUUCCUUCAGGGCCAAACUAUACCCCUCCUUCAGUUCCGCCAGAGGUCGACCCUGGGAUUCCCGAGACUCCUGAUCUGGACCCUUCCGACACCCCGCUGGAAUUCACCACCAACGAUCCUCCGCCAGUUGGUCGUCCCAUGCCUGACCCUGGCCCUGAUUUUCCAAAGCCCCCACUUGGGGCUCCACCAACUGGUCCCGAAAUUCCUGUCCCCCCACCUGGUAGGCCGCCGCCGCCUCAAGUGGAUCCUCCCUUACCGCCUGAUCACCUGCCGCCCCCAUCAACACCCCCGGAUUAUGUGCCGCCACCGUCUGUACCUCCCGAUAUUCCGCCAAAAGGUCCACGUUUUGUUUUCUAG
Theobroma umbraticum is the source of this 570-nucleotide messenger RNA. RefSeq lists its product as uncharacterized. NCBI's taxonomy places the organism in Eukaryota, Viridiplantae, Streptophyta, Magnoliopsida, Malvales, Malvaceae. The record is from RefSeq and is a predicted model, not a curated record.